AAAGUCAACUUGGUUUCUGCCAGCAGCAGGGGUUUCCCCAACCACAGCUGUCAUUAAAGCCAGGUUGGGCCUUUGUCCUGGGGAUGGAGGGCAGUCAGCACUUGGGGCCCAGCUGGGGCUGCCCUGGAGAUGACUGUGGAAACUGGGUUGGCCUCCUCGGAUCGGAGGGAGGGAGUUCAGGAUACCCAGAGCUGCCAGAAAUGUCCACAUCCCAAGAUGCAGUGAGUGUAUAUGCACACUGUAAUGCGUCUGUCCUCUGAAAGGAGGGAGAUAAAAACACUCACCUCACAGGCUGUUGUGGGGAUUAAGGGAGGAGCACUGCUGGUACAUGGGAGCCAGCGCCGGCAGCCGCCAUGGCGUCACGCAUCGGGCUGCGCAUGCAGCUCAUGCGGGAGCAGGCGCAGCAGGAGGAGCAGCGGGAGCGCAUGCAGCAGCAGGCCGUCAUGCAUUACAUGCAGCAGCAACAGCAGCAGCAGCAGCUGGGGGGGCCGCCCACCCCGGCCAUCAACACCCCCGUCCACUUCCAGUCACCACCACCUGUGCCCGGGGAGGUGCUGAAGGUGCAGUCCUACCUGGAGAAUCCCACCUCCUACCAUCUGCAGCAGUCCCAGCACCAGAAGGUGCGGGAGUACCUGUCCGAGACCUACGGGAACAAGUUUGCCGCCCAUAUCAGCCCCGCCCAGGGCUCCCCGAAGCCCCCGCCAGCUGCCUCCCCGGGGGUGCGGGCCGGACAUGUGCUGUCAUCCUCAGCAGGAAACAGUGCUCCCAACAGCCCCAUGGCCAUGCUGCACAUCGGCUCCAACCCCGAGCGGGAGUUUGAUGAUGUCAUCGACAACAUCAUGCGUCUGGACGAUGUCCUGGGCUACAUCAAUCCUGAAAUGCAGAUGCCCAACACGCUGCCCCUAUCCAGCAGCCACCUGAACGUGUACAGCAGCGACCCCCAGGUCACAGCCUCCCUGGUGGGCGUCACCAGCAGCUCCUGCCCAGCGGACCUGACCCAGAAGCGAGAGCUCACAGAUGCUGAGAGCCGGGCCCUGGCCAAGGAGCGGCAGAAGAAAGACAAUCACAACCUAAUCGAAAGGAGACGGAGGUUCAACAUCAAUGACCGCAUCAAGGAGUUGGGAAUGCUGAUCCCCAAGGCCAAUGACCUGGACGUGCGCUGGAACAAGGGCACCAUCCUCAAGGCGUCUGUCGAUUAUAUCCGGAGGAUGCAGAAGGACCUGCAGAAGUCCAGGGAGCUUGAGAACCACUCUCGGCGCCUGGAGAUGACCAACAAGCAGCUCUGGCUCCGUAUCCAGGAGCUGGAGAUGCAGGCUCGAGUGCACGGCCUCCCCACCACCUCCCCGUCGGGCAUGAACAUGGCCGAGCUGGCCCAGCAGGUGGUGAAGCAGGAGCUGCCCGGCGAAGAGGGCCCAGGGGAGACCCUGAUGCUGGGGGCCGAGGUCCCUGACCCUGAGCCGCUGCCGGCUUUGCCUCCCCAGGCCCCGCUGGGCCCGCCUGCUCAGCCACCGUCCCCAUUCCAUCACCUGGACUUUAGCCACAGCCUGAGCUUUGCGGGCGGGGAUGACGAGGGGCCCCCAGGCUACCCCGAAGCCCUGGGCCCGGAGCAUGGCUCCCCGUUCCCCAACCUGUCCAAGAAGGAUCUGGACCUCAUGCUCCUGGACGACUCACUGCUACCACUGGCCUCCGAUCCCCUCUUAUCCACCAUGUCCCCCGAGGCCUCCAAGGCCAGCAGCCGCCGGAGCAGCUUCAGCAUGGAGGAGGGCGAUGUGCUGUGACCCUGGCUGCCCCUGUGCCAGGGAACAGGGGCCGGCCUGGGGGCUGGGAGGGCUGGGGCACCCCCUCCCUCCCUUCAGGCUGCACUCGUGUGUGCAUUAGCCACCUGCCCUGCCUCACUACUCCCUAUUGACCCCCUGUUUGGACUUAGUGCCUGCCUGGCAGCCUGUGGGGUCAGGAGAACCACCCCCCCAGCUCAGUGCCCCCCAGGGGCAGCCCUCUUGAUGGGGCUGGGAGGGGGUAGGCCUUCACCUUGGCUCCAGGAGGUGCAAUCAUGAGGGGAAGGGAGGGGCAGGUGUACCAGAGGUAAGAAGAGGACUCCUAGUGGGGGCGUCCUAUCUUCUGAGCCUGAUCCCCUUCAGCACCAAUGAAGGACACAUUGGAGCAGAGGAUUCCAGAAGCUCCUUCUCUGAGGCAGCGACUGGUCCGGGGGUGCCCAGGCCUGCCUUUCUGGGACUCAGAUGGCAAAAAGCCCAUCCCCCAGCCUGGUCCUCCCCCCUCCCAGAGGUGAGGUCCCACCCCCUUCGGUGCUAACAGCUCUCCACCAGGUGGUGUGAGGGUGGGGGUGGCCGGAAGAGAGGGAGCAGCUGGGUUCGGGUUAGAGUGUGGGGUCACUGCUGGAAGAGCAGCCCCCUCCAGACUUCCCACUUUGUGCCUUUAGUAAACACUGUGCUUUGUA
Molecule: messenger RNA, 2455 nt
Organism: Propithecus coquereli (Coquerel's sifaka)
Lineage: Eukaryota; Metazoa; Chordata; Mammalia; Primates; Indriidae
Gene: TFEB
Product: transcription factor EB
Exons: 9
Coding region: 354-1778 (474 amino acids)
Biological process (GO): humoral immune response; regulation of transcription by RNA polymerase II; positive regulation of DNA-templated transcription
Cellular component (GO): nucleus
Molecular function (GO): protein dimerization activity; DNA-binding transcription factor activity, RNA polymerase II-specific; RNA polymerase II cis-regulatory region sequence-specific DNA binding
Source: RefSeq, a predicted model, not a curated record